GUACGGCUAGUACAAAUGAUUUUCGGUUGAUGCUUGUAAUUAGUUUGGCGAAUGACACUUAUGAAUGGAUUAAUAGUAAUGGCACAAUACCACUAAUUCAAAAUCCAAAUGAAUCUCCACCUCCGCAAAAUGGCACUAAACAUAACA
This is a messenger RNA of Racocetra fulgida, 147 nucleotides long. The record is from the annotation of a GenBank genome assembly. Lineage: Eukaryota; Fungi; Glomeromycota; Glomeromycetes; Diversisporales; Gigasporaceae.